AUGGACUGCACCUGCCUGUCCGACCUGCUCCUCACGGCGCCCGUGCCCGCGCUCUGGGCCCCAGGUUUCGCGUUCCCCGAGUGGGCGUACAAGGCGGAGUCGAGCCCCGGCUCGCGGCAGAUCCAGCUGUGGCACUUCAUCCUGGAGCUGCUGCGGCAGGAGCAGUACCGCGAGGUCAUCGCCUGGCAGGGCGACUACGGCGAGUUCGUCAUCAAGGACCCCGACGAGGUGGCGCGGCUCUGGGGGGUGCGCAAGUGCAAGCCCCACAUGAACUACGACAAGCUCAGCCGCGCCCUCAGGUAUUACUACAACAAGCGGAUCCUGCACAAGACCAAGGGCAAACGCUUCACGUACAAGUUCAACUUCAGCAAAGUGGUGCUGGUGAAUUAUCCCCUCCUGGAAUUGGGGGGGGGGGCUCCGCUGCUGCUGACCCCCGGCCCCUGCCCCGCCCCCGGCCCCGAGUGCGGCCCCGGCACCCCCGAGACGCUGCAGUCGCUGUUCUGCGUCCCCCGCCCCGCAGACCCCCCCGGGCGCCCCCCUCUGUUCGAGAGACCCCCCGAGCCCCCCCAGAAGCUGCGGCUGGAGGCGGCCGCGCCCUUCCUGGGCUCCGGUCUCUCGGGCUACUCCAAGGCCCCGGCGCUUUUGGGGGCGGGGGGCUACGGGCGCCCCCCCCCUCCCCGAAGCCCCCCCCGACCGCAGCCCCCCGCCCGCGGGAAGGGCCCCGCCCGCACCUGA
Poecile atricapillus (Black-capped chickadee) is the source of this 735-nucleotide messenger RNA. It is a transcript of the gene ERFL, whose product is annotated as ETS repressor factor like. Lineage: Eukaryota; Metazoa; Chordata; Aves; Passeriformes; Paridae. Gene Ontology annotation, molecular function: sequence-specific DNA binding; DNA-binding transcription factor activity, RNA polymerase II-specific. The record is from RefSeq and is a predicted model, not a curated record. Gene Ontology annotation, biological process: cell differentiation; regulation of transcription by RNA polymerase II. Gene Ontology annotation, cellular component: nucleus.